AUGCAACAUAUCAGUCCAUUUUCGGAAAUUACAAAUUUUGAGGUAGCAAAUGUUAAAGAUGAAUCUAAUGAAAUAUCUGAAACAUUUGAACAAUCUCAUCUAGCAUAUCAAACUCCUCCUUAUGAAACUAAUAUAGUCAAUAUAUCGUCAUCAUCAACGAAGACUGCUAUACAUAGGUUUAUUGCAUCGCCACAACAAUGUCAAAAACAGUCUACUUCAAGUAAAUUAAUUAAAAAUAUUUCAAAUUUAAUGUCAAAUUCUACAUCACAAUUUUUAAUUACAGAUUCAAAGAUUAAUAAUUCAUUUAAUAAAAAUAUUAAAUUUUUAACAGAAGUCUUAAAAAGAUCAAAAUCAAAUAAAUUGAUUGCUAUGUUAGCAUCUCAUUAUUUUAAACAAAUUUAUGAAAAUUUAAAUUCUAAUAAAAUUAAUGAUUUACCAGAAUUUGCUAAAUGUUCAAAAAGAAUAUUUUUAACAUGUUUAAUAUUAAGUCAUAAAUUUAUUAAUGAUAAUACAUUCUCAAUGAAAACUUGGUCAUCAAUUAGUGGAUUGCCAGCUAAAGAUUUAUCUACUUUAGAAAGAUGGUGUCUACAUAAAUUGGAUUAUAAUCUAUAUGUGGAUAUCAAGGAAAUUGCCAUUAUGGGUAAACGCACAAGAGAUGAUGAUGCAGAUUAUUAUUAUGAUACUUUACGAAAUAAAAAAAUGACUAAACUUAAUAAUUGA
Messenger RNA from Maudiozyma barnettii, 720 nucleotides. It is a transcript of the gene PCL5, whose product is annotated as Pcl5p. The record is from RefSeq and is a predicted model, not a curated record. The coding region runs from base 1 to 720 and encodes 239 amino acids. Gene Ontology annotation, biological process: regulation of cyclin-dependent protein serine/threonine kinase activity. Gene Ontology annotation, molecular function: cyclin-dependent protein serine/threonine kinase regulator activity; protein kinase binding. The transcript has a single exon. Gene Ontology annotation, cellular component: cyclin-dependent protein kinase holoenzyme complex; nucleus. Lineage: Eukaryota; Fungi; Ascomycota; Saccharomycetes; Saccharomycetales; Saccharomycetaceae.